AUGAUUUCUGGCUUUACUACUAUCAAAGCCUUAAGAUCUCACAUAAUUGAGAAACAAAAACUGCCCCCAGGUCCCAAACCUUGGCCUAUAAUUGGUAACCUCCCUGAAAUGCUUACAAACAAACCUGUAUUUAGGUGGAUACAUAAUCUUAUGAAAGAAAUUGACACCGAAAUUGCAUGUAUCCGCUUAGGAAAUGUCCACGUAAUCCCAGUGACAUGCCCCAUCAUUGCACGUGAAUUUCUAAGAAAACAUGAUGCUCCUUUUGCAUCAAGACCAAUAAGUAUAGCCACGCGUAUCAUCUCUAGUGGAUAUGUGACAACAGCUCUUGUACCCUUUGGUGAACAAUGGAAAAAAAUGAAGAAAAUCAUAGUCAAUGAUUUGUUCUCUCCCCUUAGGCAUCAGUGGCUCCAAGACAAAAGGAAUGAAGAAGCUGACAACCUUAUGUUUUCCCUCUUCAACAAAUGCAAAAAUCCGAAUGAUGGUAGUCUUGUAAAUGUUAGGAAUGCUUCUCAGCAUUAUGGUGGUAAUGUGAUUAGGAAAUUAAUUUUAAAUAAAAGGUAUUUUGGAAAGGGUAGGGAAGAUGGAGGGGCUGGUUUAGAAGAAGUAGAGCAUGUAGAUGCCAUUUUCACUUUGCUUAAACACGUUUAUGCCUUUUACGUUUCUGAUUAUAUCCCAUUUUUGAGGAUCUUUGAUUUGGAUGGCCAUAAGGGCGAGCUGAAGAAUGCUAUGAAGAUCAUGAAGAAAUAUCAUGAUCCCAUCAUUGAAGAGAGAAUCAAGCAAUGGAAAGAUGGAUCAAAGACCGUUGAAGAGGACUUGCUGGAUGUUAUGAUCUCACUCAAGGCUUUCCCUUUCUUCAUUUUAUUUUUCACUCAUGAGUUGAUGAUGGCAGUGGUGGACAAUCCAACACAGGCAUCUGAAUGGGCACUAGCAGAAAUGAUAAACCAGCCAAAAUUGCUUGAACGAGCCAUGGAAGAAUUGGACAACGUGGUAGGUCUAAAGAGACUAGUUCAAGAAUCAGAUAUUCCUAAGCUCAGCUUUUUGAAGGCUUGCGUGAAAGAAACUUUUCGGCUUCAUCCCGUUGUGCCUUUCACUAUUCCUCAUGUUUGUAUGGAGGAUACAGUGGUUGCUGAUUACUUGAUCCCAAAGGGUAGUCAUAUACUACUGAGUAGAAGUGGUCUUGGAAGAAAUCCAAAAGUGUGGCAGGAACCCCUCAAAUUCAAACCAGAACGCCACCUCAAGAGUGAUGGGUCAGAUGUAGUUAUGACAGAGCCAAAUUUAAGGUUCAUUUCAUUCAGCACAGGAAGGCGCGGUUGUCCUGGAAUAAUGCUUGGCACCACAAUAACUGUAAUGUUGUUGGCUAGGUUGCUCCAUGGCUUCACUUGGACUGCACCUCCUAAUGUGUCAAUCAUCAAUCUUGCUGAGUCCAAAGCAGAUAUGUUUCUUGCUCAGCCACUAGUCGCAGUAGCAAGACCAAGAUUACCUGCAGAAUUAUACCACACCAAGUGAACAUUUAUUAGAGGUAACCUCAUGUAUAAAGCCAUGGAGCAACACUGAUG
Molecule: messenger RNA, 1556 nt
Organism: Cajanus cajan (pigeon pea)
Lineage: Eukaryota; Viridiplantae; Streptophyta; Magnoliopsida; Fabales; Fabaceae
Source: RefSeq, a predicted model, not a curated record